GAGGGCGGUCACGGUGGCUACCUGCGAGACGCGCGGCCACGGGGCGAACGACAACGCGUGGCCCAUGCAGGGGGUGAACCAGACGAUACGCAUCCAGAACGCCUGCGUGAAUCAGGAGUGGUACGGGUUCAAGACGAAGGUGGACUCGUACCUGAGGUUUGCGGAGAAAUUGGCCAACAGCAGCAACACCUCGGAUAACAUACUCAUCCUGUGUGGACAAAACUCGGACACGGCGUGCGGGUGGCUGCAGCAUACGAGGAGAUGCUCCACAGGAGUACGACCUCAUCACCAGGCUCGCCAACGCGACGGUCGUCGCGGGUGCCGACAACAGCCUCUUCCCAGAGUGGGACACGACUGGCCGUACGACUCUCUCCAGGGCCGCCGCCAGGUGAUCAUGCAGGCAUUCGGCAUGACCACCGACCAGUUCUGCGACGUCUCAGACUGCCCCGAGAGGCCCUACCGCUACGCGAACAGCGGCUUCCUGAUGGGCCCGCCGCGGGUGCUGGCCGAGCUGCUGGGCUGCAUGCGGGAGAAAGGUUGGGGCAACUUCGGAAAGUUUAAGUUCGAUGACCAGCACGGGCUCCAGGCGUGCAUGUUCGGGGACUACAAGAACGUCGUUGCGCUGGACCUCAGCCUUGCGGCACAGGGGCAGGGCCUUCUCGCG
Molecule: messenger RNA, 664 nt
Organism: Prorocentrum cordatum
Lineage: Eukaryota; Dinophyceae; Prorocentrales; Prorocentraceae
Source: the annotation of a GenBank genome assembly